Messenger RNA from Candida albicans SC5314, 6603 nucleotides. RefSeq names its product Blm3p (gene BLM3). Lineage: Eukaryota; Fungi; Ascomycota; Pichiomycetes; Serinales; Debaryomycetaceae. Bases 1 to 6603 code for a protein of 2200 amino acids. Gene Ontology annotation, cellular component: cytosol; nucleus. Gene Ontology annotation, molecular function: peptidase activator activity; proteasome binding. Gene Ontology annotation, biological process: proteasomal ubiquitin-independent protein catabolic process. The record is from RefSeq and is a predicted model, not a curated record. The transcript has a single exon.
AUGCUGCCUAUCGAGAAAAAGACGAAGGUGGAUAAAUCGCCUAAAGCGAAUGUUUCUGCUCCUGUUCCCCUAAAGCAUGUGCCACAUCCAGUUCCCAAGGUAGCUUCUCUGGACCACCUUAAACAACAAAUUUUUGAACAGGAUGGACCAUUGAGGUCUUUGACUCCCAAUACAAUGGGCCAGGUGCAAAGACAUAUGGUAAGAAGACCAUCAUUUGGAACAAUUGUUACCACCAGGGAACAGCAUUACAAUUUGGACUAUCCAGAAGAUCCCGACGAAUUGACCAAAUUACAACUUGAUCCCACAUCAAGAUUUUAUGCACGAUCCAAACCAAGAACUUUAGAUUUACCCAGUUUGUUGCCAUAUAAGAUUGAAAGUCCAAAAGACCAAGCUAAGUUUUUAAGUCACAUUGUGUCUCAUCUUUAUAUUGCAAUCAAAACAUUAGAUAUUCAAGGCUCACUCAGUGUUAGUGCUAAAGAUUUGGCUGCUUUAAAAGACGCUAUUUCCGAUGUUGAUUUGGCUUUGGAAACAAACUUAUUUGAGAUGAACAACGACCCAACUUGUGAUGAAAGCAAUGAUGAAGCUGUUUCCGAUGAAUUUGAAAUUUCUGAUGAUGAAGAGGAGGAGGAAGAGGAAGAAGAGGAAGGUGAAGAUGAAGAAGAUGAAGGCGACAGAGAUGCUACUACUCAACAUAAGAAAUCACCAAAGUCUGCAGCCGUUGUUGGUGUAAAAACUUGGUCGCAUGAAUUAAUGGUCUGGCUCAAAAUGAAAUACGACAUGCCCGUUACAUUGAGAGUGAACUUGGCUAGAGUAUAUUAUGCGAUUUGUCUUUGUCGUGGUCAACAUGUGAAUUUGAAGACUUACAUUAGAAUUUUUGAGCUAUUAACAAAGGAUCAAUUAUUGUUGUACAGUCAUGGUUUGAGAUUGCCAUGGGAGGAUUUAUGCCGAGAAUUAGAACUACAUUUUGCUCCUAUUGAUGCAGGAUUAACCAUAUUUGAAAAGAAAGACCACAAACAAUUGAUUAAACUUGCCAGCAGAGCCAAUUAUUUCUUUGCAAGAGAUUGCUUACCAAAAAUUUACGAAAAAAUGGGUUCAUACUUUGCCGUCAACAGCUCUGCUUUGGUGAUGUCAUCUUUGUCACUUUUCCCUACAGUUUUUACACCUAAUGGUGUUGAAGAUGAGAAUGAUAUUCGUCAUUACAUCCAGUCGUUUUUCUACAUGUGGGAAAAACUAAACAAAACCAACGGAUUUGAUGUACAAAUAAGCUCUAGAUUAGGUAUUAUAGCCAUGUCUACUUUGUCAAUGAUUAAUGAUGAUAUCGAAACUAGAAAGUUUUUGAAGUUAGGGGAGUUUGGGAUUUUCACUGCAGAUCAGAUGCAGUACAUGAUGAAUACAUUAAUUAAUAGUUUGAGUAUUAUGAUGGACAAAUAUUCUUCCAUGAAGAUAAAGUAUUUUCAUGGAUUUGCCUCAACAAUUGUUUUCUCAAUGAUUGGAGACUCAGCUUUAGUGAAGGGAGGAAUUUUAAACUACUUGCGUACACUAGUUAAUGCUAUUGAAAGUUACAUUCAUCCGUCCAAUACUGGAGAUUGGACAAAGCCUAUUUCAAAAAUGGUUUUGGCAUUGAUAUAUCAAUUUCAUAAAAGAUACAACUCAGAAACGGAAACUCGUGGCUUCUAUAAUAAUAUCCCAGAAGAAUUCAAGCUCUCAAGAAAUGUUGUCAAGGAGUUUGUAUCUAUAUUAUUGCCAAUUGUCAAAAUAGGUAUUCAAUCUAAGAAAGAAAAAGUCGGAAGUGAUUACAUUUCUGCUUUACAACUUUUAGCCUUUUUAGAGCCUGAAUAUGUUCUUGAGAACACGCUUUUAGACAUGUAUGAAUCUAUCGAGGGGGUAAUAUCUACUCACAGAGUAUCUACGGCCCUUAGCACUAUUGAAACCUUGUCGAGAUUUAUUGUAUCUACGCCGGUUUAUAGAGUUCAUGCUACCAGAAUAUUACUGUUGGCCUUACCAGGAAUUGACUCAAAUGAUUUAGAGAAAACAAUGCAGAGUUUAGAGGUGUUUACAUCUAUGGCCAACUAUGCACCUUUUUAUGACUUGACAAAAGGGGAAGGAGAUUCUAUGUUGGCAUUGGAAUUUACUCAAGGGCAUAUUGAUUAUUUAAAGAGAAAGAUUUACGAUGGUAAUAUUGAGAGUUUCCAAGUCGAUACCGAUUUAGAAGUCCAAGCAUUAAAAUCUUCAACAAGUGCCUUUAAGGAUUUGAUCAAAAGCUUUACUCAGCGAUUAACCUUGCUUUUAGAGAACUUACCAGAUCCAGAAAUAAGCAUGGGCUUGGAGAGCGCCCUUGCAGUUUCAUUACCAAAAUUUUUAUACAUCAUGUUUGAAUCAAUUUCAGAUGACUUAUUCAAGUACUUCCGCGAUGACUUUUUCGAGUUUGUGUUCAAUAAUACAUACCAUACAAUAGCUACCACGGUAUCAGAAAUUUGUGGUGGUAUAAUCAAACGUGACCCAAAGUCUUUUAAGAAGAACGCUCGUAUUCUCAUUGAAAAAAUUAAGGACGAAAUCCAUGAAAACGAAGCAGGAGGGUACAAAGGUGGUGUUGAUAUCGUUCCACGUGAUCAAGCACUUUUCUGGUAUAUAACUAUCUUGAACGAGAUGGUUGGAAAUGCUGGCAACCAGAUUAUAGACAUGUCGUCUGAGAUCUAUGAGUUGUCGUACUUUUUAAUGGAAAAAGUCAAGAGUCCAUUGGUUUUCCCUGCUGCUUAUCUUGUAAAUCAAGUUUUACAGACAGUCACAAAAAUCAAAGUGAAUGAAUGCAGGUUGAUUUCCCCAGCCUAUGAGAAAGAGCACGGCAUUGACGAGAAAUGCUGGGGAGGAUUUUGGAACCAAAGCAUUAGAUUUUCAAAAGAAAACACCACAUUUGAUUGGUUCAUUCCUUCAGAACGAGACGUCACGUUUGCUGUUGAUUUUUUCAAUGCUCAUGUUUCCAAAAGUUUAGAGAACGUGAUGAGAUUGAUGCAUCAAUAUGAGAAGGAAAAGAAUUCGGGUUUAAAGUCUUCCUCAGGUGUUGUGGAUGAUAUCAGACUGAUGUUACUGUUCUUGGCCUAUUUAUUGAGCGGUGUUUCAUUUUUAUUGGAUCCGUCUUUUGAGGAAAAUAUUCCAAAAAUAAACCAUGACAGUGAAUCUAUCCAGCAAAGAUUAUUGCUUUUGAAGCAAAUUAGAGAAUUGGCUAGAGUGUCAAACCAAAAAGAAGAUUCUAUUGACGAGGCAACUCCAGAAUAUAUGGAAAAAAUUAUAAAUGACUUGACCAAUGAGGAUCUCGACAUCCUUUCUGAAUUUGAUCAAGGUGAUAAUGAAUUAAGAGACAACAAAAAACAGGAGGAAGAGAGUAGAGGUCGAGAAAAAGAUGACGAAAGUAUCCCUUCUAAACCUGCUUCGCCAACUCAAAACCCCUUGGCUAGAUUUGAAGUCAAGUCAUUUCCAUUAAGUAGAUCCGAAUCAGUUGCUCCAGCUUAUGACGAGUCUGGCAGAGCAACACCACAAAUCAACGGUGUGCAUAUGUCAAGUAUGAAUCCUGCUAUAACUUUCAGAGAGAAGAGUCUAUACACAUCAAACUAUUUUUUUGGUACUGGUCUGGAGAAUAGAAGAUUUGCUGAUUUAUAUUCAAAAGUUCACAAAACUAGAGAAUUGGUCGGGAAGAGUUUACACGUCUUAUUCAAGUUCUUGAUGGAAAACUUCCCUGAUAACACCAAAAUUUUCAAAGACUUUUUGUUUGUUAUUAGUAUUUGGUUUUCAGAUAUGGGGCGUGAAAGAGCACUUGAUCCAAGUCAUUCAAAAAUAAAUUAUGGAUAUGUUAGCUAUCUUCAAACUAUCAAUAGAGUCAGAAAGCCAUUCACCAGAAUUGCGAUUGGGGCUAGGUUGGAAUUGUACCAUCUGUUUAGAGUUGCAUUGCAUGCAACUUCACGUACUGAAACAAGUUUAGAUAAACUUUUGUUGGAAGAUGUUGUAAGACUUUCUGUAUCUACCUAUUCUAGCAUAUCUGCUAAUGCUCAAAGUAUAUUAGUUGACGCAAUGAAAAGAUUAAAUGGUUCUUACAGUCUUAUUAUCAAAUCAGCAUUUAAACAUUUGUCCAAGGCAUUAGAAAUAAACGACCACCAGAAAAUAGAGAGUGGACUCAGCAUCUUUGCAAUCAAGAAAAUUAGAACCAGAUUGCAAACUGAUUUCUACAAUAUUUACAGGUAUUUGGAUUUAUUGCACCGUUGCUUAAAUGUUGAUAACCAAAACGUUUACAGUUCUGCGUACGUCUUGUACACUAGUGUACGCAAAGGAAUAACGCCGCCAAGCAGUGUUUGUAUACUUAACGAGAGUGCAAUUGAUUGUAUUAGACCACCUGACCAAUUUAUUGAUUUGGAGAUAAAAGCGGUAAAAUUGGCCAAGGAAAACAAGAGAAAGAUUUAUUUUGAAAAACUUGAAAAAUUACAAGAGAAAAUAUUGGCAGACGAAAGUAACAAUGGACACUGGAAGAUUACUGUCCUGAAUUUGGAGUUAUUACUGAAUUUGCAGUCGUACUUGGAAAUACCGACGAGAUUGGACAUUCUUCUUUUGUUUCACAAAGAGGCAGCAGUGGACCAUCCUUUGAUUUCAAGGCAAGCUUUACAAGGAAUCAGUAGAGUUGUCAACAAACUUUGUACCUUGACUAAAUAUGACUAUGAUAUCAGGCUGAUGUACGAUUUGAAUUUUGUUGCUCCACAUUUAACAACUGUGGACACUAGACCUGACCACGGAGUUUCCUAUAAGGCAAAGUGGCAAGAAGAAUUGCAAAAUACAGAAUACCCAAACUAUUAUAUCGAUUACAAGCCAAGUGUGGGUUGGUUAUUCUGGAAGAACUCGCUUUUGGCAGUGGACUCUACCCCUUUUUACAAACUAAAUUUAAACUCAUCUGAUUUAGAGACCAUAAAGACAUUCUCGGAAUUUAUUAACAAAGACUGGGUUUCAAGGAUAGUAAAAUUAUGGGUGACUGAUGCAGAAGUUAACUCAUCAUUCCAAGUGAUGGAUGUAUUUGUGAUUGCGUCAUUGGUGGUUUUAGUUUCUAAUGCUUACACCAAGCAUUUUACUUUCCAUGAUUUACUAAGUAUCAUUGAUGAAAUUUAUGUCCCAGAUGAAAAGAGUGCCCACAUAAUCACUGGUCAAUUGAUCAUUGGUAUUUUAUUUGGGUCCAAGGCAAUGUCACCAGAAUUUUGGGAAGAAAGAGAUGAAUAUGUGAGCAAAUACUUGAAAAGAAUUUUAAAUGAAGAUUUGUCUCCUGAUAAUCAAGGUAUCUGGCAUGUUUUCGCUGCUUUUCUUCCAGGACAUGUUGAUGUUAGAAGAUUCCCUAAAGUGAUAGAUGUGAUUCUCAAUUUCCAAUUGGAUCCUAAUUCGGACUCUGCUUUCAAGGAUUCUACAAGAAUUGCGUAUAUGAGAGGAGCCAUAGGUUCAAUUUCGUGGCGUCUUGGGAAUUCAGAUAAAUUUUUAGAAUUCUGUAUGCAAAACAUCAACAAUAGGUAUGCUGCAGUGAGGUCACAAAUUGGUAACUUGAUGGCGGUAUUGUCAUUCAAUUAUUAUGUCGAAUCAAUAUCCGAUAGCAAGACAUUUAUUGAGAACUGUAACAAGAAGGAGGGCUUGAUGUUGUAUGAUGGACGUGACAAAUGUAAGAUUGUUACCAUAAUACCUGAAUUAUUUGCUCAAAUUGAGAAUUGGAGAAAAGAAUGUCAACACUUGACUCCACAGGAAAUACUCAAGACAAAUUAUAUAUACACAGCCACAACAGUCUUGAUAUGGAUAAGGCAAGAGUUGAAUACAAAUUUGUCUAUAAUGUUUGAGUUCUAUGUGUGCCUGCACAUUGUUCCAUUUUUACUUGAAUUAAUAUAUUUGAGAGAAGUGUGCCAAUUGGGGAACAUUGACCCUAUUACAGUUUUGAAAAAAGUCUCACAAAUCCCUUAUACCACCGAUUACUUAGAGAACGUGAUCAGUAUGUUAGAACAUUACGCUGAAAAAGAAUUGAACUUGGUGCAAACGUUGGUGAUGGGAGAAUUCACAGAAACUGUGUAUUUCAAGAACUUGUUCAAAUUAACUAGAACCCAGAGAGAACGUGUUUUCAAUUUAUCCAAUAAGUUACUCAAUCACAAGCAUGCAGAAAUAAGAGUGUCGGCUGCUGAAACAUUAUCUGGCUUGAUUCAUAUAUCACCAGUAGAAGAAGUUGAAGGGUUGGUUGAAAAGUAUAGUGAUCUUUAUUCCAAACAAUUGGAUAAGGUGAGAAAGAAGUACCGGAAAACUGGUUAUAAGAAUAUGGAAAAUGAUGAUAUAAUAAAAUUACAUGGUGCCACUUUAGGUCUAGCAGCAUUAGUACAUGCAUUUGCUUUUUCUUCCCCACCACCGAAGUGGGUUCCUAAGAUAUUAACUACAUUGGCAAACAAGUCAACUGGUAUACCUGGAAUUGUUGGUAAGACUGCAAAAGAGUCUUUGGGAAAAUUCAAAAAGAAUAGACAAGACAGUUGGCACAUUGACAGCAAAGUAUUUACAGAAGAACAAAUUCAAGAUCUUGAAGGUGUUCUUUGGAAGAGUUAUUUUAUAUAG